UGCGGCGCGCCAGCCGCGGGCGCCGGAAGCGGCGCGCAGCGGGGCCUGUCGCCGCGAGAUUCCAGGCGGGUGAGGGCCGGCAUGGGGCUCCUGAGCGCGGCGGCUCGCUGUCUGGUGCGCGGCGCUGACCGGAUGAGCAAGUGGACGAGCAAGCGAGGCCCGCGCUCCUUCUACAAGGGCCGCGGCGCGAAGGCCCCCGGCGUCCACGCCCGCGGCGGGAAGUUCGUGGUGGUCAAGGAGAUGGUGCCGGAGCUGGUGGUGCCCGACCUGGCCGGCUUCAAGCUCAAGCCCUACGUGAACUACCGCGCCCCGGCGGGCACGGACACACCCCUGACGGCGGAGCAGCUCUUUCGGGAAGCCGUGGCGCCUGCCAUCGAGAAGGACUUCAAGGACGGGACUUUCGACCCCGAGCAGCUGGAGAAGUACGGCUUCGAGCCCACGCAAGAAGGCAAGCUGUUCCAGCUGUACCCCAAGAACUUCCCGCGCUAGCCGAGCGCUGCGCCCUGCCGCCCUCACGUCCUUUCUAUUAAAGACCCUGACUCCCACA
Messenger RNA from Rhinolophus ferrumequinum (greater horseshoe bat), 547 nucleotides. RefSeq names its product mitochondrial ribosomal protein L41 (gene MRPL41). Gene Ontology annotation, biological process: translation. Gene Ontology annotation, molecular function: structural constituent of ribosome. The record is from RefSeq and is a predicted model, not a curated record. Gene Ontology annotation, cellular component: mitochondrial large ribosomal subunit. NCBI's taxonomy places the organism in Eukaryota, Metazoa, Chordata, Mammalia, Chiroptera, Rhinolophidae. The coding region runs from base 82 to 489 and encodes 135 amino acids. The transcript has a single exon.